Molecule: messenger RNA, 5416 nt
Organism: Nasonia vitripennis (jewel wasp)
Lineage: Eukaryota; Metazoa; Arthropoda; Insecta; Hymenoptera; Pteromalidae
Gene: Mgat3
Product: beta-1,4-mannosyl-glycoprotein 4-beta-N-acetylglucosaminyltransferase
Exons: 4
Coding region: 3595-4893 (432 amino acids)
Biological process (GO): protein N-linked glycosylation; N-acetylglucosamine metabolic process
Cellular component (GO): membrane
Molecular function (GO): beta-1,4-mannosylglycoprotein 4-beta-N-acetylglucosaminyltransferase activity
Source: RefSeq, a predicted model, not a curated record
ACUCGAUGCCAUCGCACCGAACACUUCAGCGUCUUAUACCCAAGUACUCCGUCCUUGAACAAAAAAUUAAAGCCAAUUCAAUCCUCGUCCACUUUUUAAAUUUGCUCGCGCAACUGCAUCAAGAAUGUUUUCAACGUCAUUUAAGAUUCUCGGAGCCAUGUGUAUAAUUUGAUACACAUGUCAGCUGCACUACAAUAAUGUCCUUUACGUCGGCUCGCCGCAAAUGACAUUAAUUCGCGCGAGAAAUUGUUGUAUAAAGUAUACUGAAUUACAGAGAGCGCUUUUGUAGCAUAAUUUUUUUCGACGAGUCGAGGGCUGUGGUGAUGUCUGGUUGAAUGAUUUUUAAGUAUAGGGUUUUUAAUUCGUUAUUUAAAGUUCUCUAUUGGGGACGUUUUGAGGUACUCGUAUAGAUAGCUUAUCUAGAGUAGGUAAUAAGUAUAUCGGGUCGACAGUUGUCAAGUGCAAUACAGAGCCUGAAUAGGUCAAUUUAUUUAAUUUUACCCUUGUAUACAACGUAUCACGCAGUCGCAACUCAAUUGAAUGUCCAAUUCGCUCACUACGCAAUAUUAUACUAAAGCUUCAUGCACUACUUUCGAAUCCAUUCGUACUGCAUAUAACACAACAUUUUCAAAAAUAAAAAAAUCCACAUCCGUUCCAGCCAACAGAUACAAGUUCAAGCACACUACACACUCCAACCGCAAUAAAAAUCAUCGCGUGCGCGAUCGAAGCCCAACCACAUCCUCUCCUCUCACUACCACAAGUGCAGCCUAUCCUAAGGACACGUCUCCUCCAUAUACAUAUAGCAUCGAACUCUUUCCGUCGCGUUCGUUCAACCCCCGUCUGUCUGUCUGCCUGACUCAUCCGGCGAAACGUCCUGCGCGCAAAUUAAUGAGUCAGGGUUGUUUUAAUGACUCGUCGCAUACACAGCACACGUGACACACACGCCUGUAUGGAAAUGAGCAGGACAAAGGUGAGGCGUAUACUUUUCUUUCGUGGGCCUUUUUUGAGACACGCUCGCACGUGUCUGGAUUACGGUAUGUAGGAAGAUCCGAGUUGGAGAUGGUUACUCUGAGAUAUAAGCAUGUAUAUAGGAAGAAUGAAAAAGACGCUUCGGAAUUCGAACGGGUUGGGCGUAUAGACGGGAGUUUAGUGGGUUAAGGGGAGAAUCCUUUGUUUCUUACGAACGUCUUUUUUUAGAAAGAGAGAUGACGGGUGUAGGUCUUGAAAGUGGAUGAUGUGCAGCUGAGAGGCUUUUUACGGCUGUGAGAUGAAGGGGAGCAUCAAGUGCUGGAUCAGAAGAAUCGACGAGUGAAGUUUGUGACCGUGAGGUUUCCAGUGGAUUUAGUAGCUUUUUUUUAAAUUUUAAAACGCUAGAGGAAAUAUCAAGGCAAAAGCAGGCGAGAUAUUCGAGCGUUAGAUUCGUUCGAACUUUCUCUAUUAAAUCUGCAUCUCGAUCGUGUAUAUCGGAUUGAUUCCGACAUCCGUUGGCAUUUCGCCGCCUACGCAUAUACUGCGCCUACAUUACUACUGCGAGCUUGAUAAAUAUAAAAACCGACGGAAGUUUUAUAGCUGAUCUUGUUAUAUUUUAUUGAACGUUCUUCAAGCCAAUUGAAUAAUUAGUGACAUUGUCAUUGUAAAAUUUUCUUAUUUACUUAACUAUACAGAGCAAUUCAAAACGCCGUUUGCACGCGAUGCCCGUAUUAGGUUAAGCUAUUUUAAGCUUCUUAAGUGAAAAAAAGAAAAACAUAAUCCUCUCGUGAGGAUGAGAUCAGCAGAGGAUUAUACCCGAAAAUAAUUUCAAACUCGUUGAGAGAACCGCUUUCAAGUAUACAUCUUUCUCGCUAUAGUUAUUCAUCUCUGACAAGAUUGUUAAGACACACUCAGAGAUAUAUAAAUAAAAUGAAUUUUCCAAAGUUCAAGCAAAAUGAUUAAUUUUGCUGAAUACAGAAUCUCAAGUGCGAAAAAUAUUAUUGUUCCUCCCCGAUAAAUCGAAGUAUACCGUGUGAGUCACGCCCGGUCUCUCUCUCUCUCUCUCUCUCUCUCUCUCUCUCUCUCUCUCUCUCUACCCCUCGAAUAUAAAUGAUCCAUGGUUUCGUUAAACUAGGGGAGCCGCGUGUAAUUCGCUCUCGUGCGGCCCUACUGUAUACCUAUAUACAGACAGCGUACAAGUGUAAACACAUGUGUUAGCCGCAAUAAUUUUUUCCAAUAAGUCGCGAAUGCCAAUAUGCUCAGAUACAAAAUCGAUCCUCGAACUUUUCUUAUGCCCGAACGUUACAUACGUAUAAAUUUCAUUAAACGCAUCUGCACAAGUGCAAUUACAAGCAGACAACGUAGUUUUGUCUAUACAAUACACGGGGUGCAUACAUUACACACAAGCUAGACUUCAGCGGCAAAAGCUCAGACAGACGCACAUCAGGGGGGGUCAGCGUAAAAUGGAUACUUCGUUAUCGGAACCCUUCAACCCUUUCACGUGGCAGGACAAUGGGAGGAGUAUAGUAGUGCGCCAGACGAGCGACGAACUGCCUCGUCGUCGUGUGCGAAUUAUAUAUCGGCUGGUCUGUUUUUGAACGCUUCGUUUGAUGAAUUAUAAAACUGACGGCUGACGCGCUUCGCAGCCGUCUGGCAGUUUUCGCUUCGCUGUUUACACACUCUGCUACAUACUACGCGUUUUCGAGAGAAGUGCGAAUCCGCCGUGUAUUUUUAGUUUUCGCAAAAAUCGAAAUAUUCAAAAAAAACCUCUGCUUUCAUUACCAAAAAAGAGAGUUUCCUCUCCGCUGCGCAUCGAAAGUGAAAACGCCGCGAGCAAACACAACCUUCCGAAAAACGCACCUCGGGCUAAUCAAACACUUAAAAAAAAUCCACCCCCACCCCCUCAUACGCUCCUCUCUCUCUCUCUCCACACCCUGCGCAUCAAAAACACUCGGCGCGUGCGCAGCUCUUCGCGUCGUCCUCGUAACCAGGCGCUCGACUGCACACUACUCGCACGCACGUCUCAGAGAUUCGCCGGGUGUGGUUUUCCCCGAUACGUUUCUCUCUAUCUAUCUCCGAAGCUUCGCCGUCGUCGUCGAUAUCGUUGUACACUUACACAUACACGUAAGAGUAGAGCAGAGGGUAGUAUACUAGUAUACUAGUGUAAAGCUCGUCGUUGCGGGAAUAUGAGAGGUGGUGGAUCGGAAGAGGCUCGGAGGAGCCGACAGCAUUGACGGAAUCCAGAGGCAGCUGCUGCUGCUCGUGGGACUGACUCCCGGUGAUACGGCCCGGCGUCGAUACGCACGACGGCGCAACUUGUCUCGGCUGUCUCAAUGUCCUGCUCGACGUUCGAGGAUCUCGCCGUUAAAUGCAUCCAAUCGGGGGAAGCAUCAGCCGCGCCGGAGAGUCGCUCCCGCUCAUCAAGCAGCAGCAGCAGCAGCAGCAGCAGGAUCAAGUCGAGGGCGAGCCGCAUCGAGCAGCAGCAGCAGCAGCGGCGACAGCAAAAGCAGCAGCAGCGAUGAAGAAGGAUCGUCCUUUUCCAGCGCUCCACUGAAGCAGCAGGAUUGCAGUGCAGACAAGAAGCAGCAGCAGAACAACCAGUCGGAGAAAGAAGGUGAUGAAGCCAUGCAGGUUCGCCUGGACUGGAAGCUAGCUUUGCUCUACACGCUGCUGGUCCUGCAGGUCCUCAUCGUCAUGAUCUACGUCUCCUCGACGCCUCACAUGGCCGACCUUAAUGCGCCCGCGCUGCGCGACACCGUCACUUUCGUUGAUCUUCCUGAGGCUCCUCAGGCCUACUACGAGAACAAGAGCAUGGAAUUGCGCAUAGUAACGGGCGAGACGACGCUGCGCGACGUCAAGACGUUCCGGCUCUUCCAGGCGUACAACCAGACGCUGUGCUGGCGCGGCGGUGUGAACGAUCGUCGUAUGCGUCGGGAUGCCGUGGAUCAGCAAUCCGCAUCGGACCGAUGCUCUUGCAACCAGGGCUGGCACGGCUCGGACUGCGGCCAACCCGAGGUUGUCUGGCGCGCUAUUAUGGCCUCCAAGCAAAACGUCAGACUGAAGAGGCGUAAGGUGGCCAGGCGCGUCAUACACACCUUCUACAUACACGAUCAUAACUCGGCCAUCGCCGAAGUCAUCGUCGAGGAGCUCUACCCGGUCGUCGAUCUCUUCGUCGUCUGUGACUUCAGCCUUGCCGAGGAUAACUUCCGACAUAAACUGGCAAAGGGCUUCCUAGCCGAGCAGCAGGACAAGAUCCUGUACGUCAAUGUGGCGUCGAAGGUGCGCAAGCCUGCGCGUGUGAUUUCCAAGUACGUCUGGGAACGCGUGAAGAAGGUCGUGAAGAACAUCCGGGACGACGACAUCUACGUGACAACGGACGCCGAGCAGAUCCUCAACGCGCGGGCCCUCAUGUUCCUAAAGUCGUACGACGGCUGGCCCCAGCCCAUCGGCUUCCGGCUGCGCUGGUCCGUCUUCGGCUUCUUCUGGCAGCACCCGCUCAAGACGACCAUCACCAUAGGCGCCUGCACCGUCGGCCUGAUGCGCGAAGCCCAUCGCUUCAACUCCCUCGUCCUCGAGAAAGAGCUGACCAACGAGGUCGACACCGAGCGCGAGAACCUCGGCCUCGUGAUCGGCGACCUGAACCACUACGGCGGCUGGUACUGCCAGUUCUGCCAGGGCCCGGCCAACAUAAUCGUCGCCCUGCGCGCCAAGAACAAGACCAGGGAGCUCGUGAUCGAGCACAACGUCGACGUGCCCUUCGUCGAGGACCUCAUCGGCACCGGCAUGUGGUUCGACGAGAAGACGAGCUUGCUCAGGGCCUACAAGUCCAGGGAGUCGUACUACGCUCCCGAGACCGUCAUGAACAAGACGUGGAAGUACGAUUGGCUCGUCGAGAACUUCUACGCCAAGCUUGAUUAUUACUGAUCGAUCCUCCAAGCGACGAAUUCAUAAUCUUAUACUGCCAGAGCGAGCACCUCUCGUGUUGUUGCAGGGCUCGGGACUGAUUAUAUCCGGAUGCGCACUCGUCUCUCAGACUCGCACAUACACUCACGACGCAGAAGACACUGCUGCAGCUGAUGGACAGUGAGAAUCACGACGCCCCCGACUGUGAUAUUAACUUGUACUCGAACGCUCAGUGUACACUGCAUAAUUAUGUAUAUUAUAUAUAUAUGAUAUAUCGAAUUUAUACACCAAAUUUGAUGAUUUGUUGAGCCCUUUACUCAGUCAAACUGUUAUAUUAUUUAUGCGUUUACUUGUAACAUAAUGAACAUAGGCUAACAUAGCUCAUAUACUUUGUCUCGUAUAUACAUUCUUUUUUUUUUACUUUUUUGUUGAGGGAAUAUUACAAAUGAUUUGGAUUGAUCAAGAGUAUUCCUUACGGAGAAGACUGUAAUAUUGUUUUGUAUUUGCAAGAGAUUUAAUUGAUUUAAUAAAAGUUAAAAACGAC